This is a messenger RNA of Exophiala mesophila, 1648 nucleotides long. RefSeq lists its product as uncharacterized. Gene Ontology annotation, biological process: activation of GTPase activity; nucleocytoplasmic transport. NCBI's taxonomy places the organism in Eukaryota, Fungi, Ascomycota, Eurotiomycetes, Chaetothyriales, Herpotrichiellaceae. The record is from RefSeq and is a predicted model, not a curated record. The transcript has a single exon. Gene Ontology annotation, cellular component: cytosol; perinuclear region of cytoplasm; nucleus. Gene Ontology annotation, molecular function: small GTPase binding; GTPase activator activity. Bases 152 to 1417 code for a protein of 421 amino acids.
GUAUAAUUCGCCGCCCCUCCAAGACCUUGUACCAUACCCAGAGACUCGGGCAAGAUCUAUUCGGAACCCAACCGUACCUGGAAAGCCAAAAUACCGGGGGCAACAAGACCGACCGCAACCAUCUAAGCCAACCGUCCGGUGCAAGCAAGCGAUGGCGGCAACCACUUUUUCCCUCGCCAACAAAGGCCUCAAACUCGAUACCAAAGAACACCUAUCGUCGCAUAUCGAACCUCUGAUCGAAUCCUCCACCGUAACACACAUUGACCUCUCAGGAAACACUCUAGGAGUUUCCGCAUGCGAAGCACUAGCACCAAUUCUCUCCUCAAAGACCACUCUCCAGAGCGCCGACCUCCACGAUAUCUUCACAUCUAGACUCCUCGAAGAGAUUCCACCUGCACUUUCAUCACUGCUCACGGCGCUACUGUCAUGUCCUAACCUCCACACGAUAGACCUUAGCGACAAUGCCUUUGGCCUCAACACCAAAGACCCCUUGGUGGACUUCCUCUCAAAACAUACGCCUCUGAAACACCUGAUUCUCAAUAACAAUGGCAUGGGUCCUAUCGCAGGGACAUCCAUCGCCGAGGCACUCACUACACUCGCCGCUCGCAAAGCUGAAGCCCGGAAAGAAGGCAAGGAUGUUCCGGAUCUCGAGAGUAUUGUGUGCGGACGCAAUCGAUUGGAGAAUGGAUCCAUGGCCGCCUGGGCCACAGCAUACGAGGCGCAUAAAUCCGGCAUCAAGAGCGUCAAGAUGACGCAGAAUGGUAUCCGACCGGAAGGAAUCUCACAUCUCAUCUCGCACGGGUUGGCCAAAUGCGAGAAACUUGAGGUCUUUGACCUCCAAGACAAUACUUUCACACUGAAGGGAGCCCAGGCGCUCGCGGCCGCAGUCCCUGGCUGGGCCGGGCUGAAAGAACUUGGAGUAGGUGACGAUUUGCUAGGAGCCAGAGGAUCGAUCAAAGUAUUUGAAGCCCUAGCCAAGGGCAAGAACCCUAAGGCCGAAGUUCUGAGAUUACAAUUCAACGAUAUCAACCCUGCGGGCGUGAAAGCUCUCCUUCAGGCAGUCAAGGAUGGAUUGCCAGAACUGCGUCGUAUUGAACUCAACGGCAAUAAAUUCGAAGAAGAAGACCCCUCUAUCGAAGCACUCGCAGAAUUACUCGGCGAACGAAAGGACGAGAAAGGUUCUGAGGACGACGCUGACGAUCAUUGGGGUCUUGAUGAACUUGAUGAAUUGGAAGGUGAAGACAGCGACGAAGAAGAAGAGGAAGAAGGAGAAGGAGAAGGAGAAGAUGAAGACGAGGAUGAUCAAGUCCGAGAGAAACUCGUCAAAGAUGAUGACCUCGCAGAAAACGAACCCGUGACGCAAAAGAAAGACAAAGAAGUCGAUGCUUUGGCCGAUGCUUUGAACAAGACAUUGUGAAAUGGGCUCCUCUUUUCUUACUCAGAUCAUUGCACAACGUGGCGUCAAAGUAGAUUAGAAUCGGGAUCGAAUUUAGCGAGUUCUGCAAGCAAUCAAAUCCUCCAGAUGGUGGACAUGCUGUUUGAUUAAGUACCUGAGGUACAUAGAGAAGGGAGUAUUUGGAUUUCAUUCCACUUUCCGUAAGUCAGACGUAGUGCCAGAAAGUGUGGAACGAAGACUAGAGGAACGGAC